AUGGGGCUGCGCUGGUUUUCUCUUGGGCUUGCAGAUGCAACGCCUACAGUGACAAUUCCUUUCGUCGCGGAUGCUCCCGACUACUUCAAAGGCUAUGGAGGCAAGAUCGUUGGCGCAACCAACGAUAUGACAACAUACGCCAUCAACUGUCUUCCAGACAGCGAGUCGUGCCACGCCUUCACGCCCGAUUUGACCGUGGUCUAUGGUCCAAGCACAUACGGUCUCACUGCUCAGGGAAUGCGGUUUGAUCUGACCUCUGAUUGCACACUCAUCGGCUCCCCGACCCCUACGCAAGCAACCUGCAUCAAAACCACACACGCCCACGCGCCUGACUUGGUUCGGAUCGCUACUGUGGCUGUCCCAGACGCGAAAGAGUCCACCCUCGGCAUUUACCCAGCGCCUUUGCCUGUGACUGAUACUGGAUCUUUCGCUGGGCCUGUCAGCGUUGCUUCAACCGACGCGACUCCUACAGCCCAAGUCGCCGAUAGUGACACAUCUACAACCGCAGAUGGGAACUCGGCCACGACCGAUCCCCCGGCCUCUAUUUAUUCUGUUGAAAGUGGAGGUUAUACUGUGGCCGGGACUUUAGUUCCUGCUAGUUCUGCCUUGACUCGACACCACAAUGGAACGGGCAAUGCAACGGGCAUUGCCGCCAAUGGCACUGUGACCGUUACGCGAACCGUCACAGCUCUUCCCAGUGACGUGAGAUGUCAGUGCGAGUGUGAUAGCAAGAGCACGAUCUCUCAGAGCCCACCACAAAGCGCUUGUACAUCUGCGACGAAGAACUACGCGACAAAAUGGGGACCACCCGUGGCGUUGAUCUGGAAGGCGAUGCCUAUCGCUGUAUUCUUGGCCAGGCUGUGA
Penicillium brevicompactum is the source of this 864-nucleotide messenger RNA. RefSeq lists its product as uncharacterized. The record is from RefSeq and is a predicted model, not a curated record. Bases 1 to 864 code for a protein of 287 amino acids. The transcript is spliced from 5 exons. NCBI's taxonomy places the organism in Eukaryota, Fungi, Ascomycota, Eurotiomycetes, Eurotiales, Aspergillaceae.